GUGACGCGCCGGGGACGCGGCUGCGGCGGGGACGGGACCGGCGGGGUCAGCAUGGGGAAGCAGAAGAAGGCGCGGAAGUACGCGGUCAUGAAGCGCAUGAUCAGCCUCCGGGACGAGCGCCUUAAAGAGAAGGAUCGCGCAAAAGCCCCCGUGAAGAAGAAGGAGGACCCGAGUGCCAUCAAAGAGCGGGAGGUCCCCCAGCAUCCCUCUUGCUUGUUCUUCCAGUAUAAUACACAGCUGGGCCCUCCUUACCACAUCCUGGUUGACACUAACUUCAUCAACUUCUCCAUCAAGGCCAAACUGGACCUAGUGCAGUCGAUGAUGGACUGUCUCUAUGCCAAAUGUAUUCCAUGUAUCACAGAUUGCGUAAUGGGUGAAAUCGAGAAGUUAGGACAGAAGUACCGUGUGGCAUUAAGAAUUGCCAAGGACCCUCGGUUUGAACGCUUGCCAUGUAUGCACAAAGGAACCUACGCCGAUGACUGCUUGGUGCAAAGGGUCACUCAGCACAAAUGUUACAUCGUGGCCACCGUGGAUAAAGAGCUCAAGCGGAGAAUACGAAAAAUCCCUGGAGUGCCCAUAAUGUAUAUUUCCAGGCACAGGUACAAUAUUGAGAGGAUGCCAGAUGAUUAUGGAGCUCCUCGAUUCUAACCUGUCCAGUCAAGCCAUCAAUGCCAGAACUGUGAGCCAGGAUAAGGGGCCUUCUGAUCCUACCCUCCUCCUUUCUUCUUUUGUUGAAACUCUGCCCAUAGGACUGUGGAUAACACCAAACUGACUUCUUAACCUUGUUUUUCUAAGAAAAAGCUAUUUGGAAGAGUCUGGUUUUAUUCAUCCAUCCUCUGCUUUGGUCUGAUUACCUAUAGCUGGGAGAAGCAUAUGGGAAACAGAGGGCAGCAGGACCAAAAAUGUGCCUAGCUCUGCAUCGGGACCAUUGGAAAAAGUGAUUUCAGCAUUUUGAAUUAAAUAUUGAUGAUGCAACUCUGAGAAUGAAACCACAAGAGAUUUUAAAAGUUUCUUACUGCUGCACCUGGAGUACACCUAGGUAUUCCUUUGGGAAGCUACCUCACACCUGUUUAGUCAAAUCAGAAUCUACAUUCUGCAGAAAAAGACAUCAGACCUGCACCUGUUGGUGGCUUUCUCUGGAAAAGCAGUCUGGAUUUAAAUUCAGAAUUGAUAGGCUUUUAUUCAACAGCACAGUGAAUGAAGUUUAAGUGUCUGCUAAGACUGCUCUUUCUGACCUUGGUUAGUCGGCAGCCCCGUCCUUUUGCUUACAUUUAGAGUGGUGGAGGGCAGGGCAGGGUUGGGUUGGGACAAGUCUUUUGCUCCUGUUUGUUUGGGUCCUAUGCACCUCAAAGCCUCAUCCCUUCUGUUAUGUAUCAGGGCCAAGAAGGGAAGUGUCUAAAGGGCAAAGGUAUUAAUGUGGGCUGGGAGCACAGUCGUUGUGGAGGAGUAAGAACAGUGGUAGAAUCCCUGGGAUUAAAGUGUGGAUGUGGUGCUGAGAGACACGGUUUAAUGGUGGAUUUAGCAGUGCUGUUUCAAUGGUUAGCAAUUGCUAAAGAUGUGUUAGGAGGGUUGGAGGAUGAGCAGAAGAAAAUAUUGGCAGUGAGAAAACCCAUCAGGAAAUUUUCAUUAAUUGAGUAUAAUUGGUAAGAAAAAACUUGGCUAUUAACUUGAAGAGCCUGGUCAGAAGAUAAAUAGGACAGGACGGGACCACCUGAAUGAUCAGCUGCUUCUCCUGCAAUGCCAGACAACCUGUGUACCAAACACUUGGUUCAGAGGAAAAUAUUUACUCCAUGCACACAAUGGCAUCCCAGGGUCUGAUCCAAUUUACAGUAUAUGAGAGGAGGAAAGAUCGUUGUCACAGGAAAGAGUUUGGUAAACUAGAAUAUUUUGAUGUUCCCACAAAUGCAAAACUCUGUCAGUCCAAACCAGAAGAGUAAUUCCUUCCCGAUUCAACUCUGGUAGUUGGUUUAAACAUGCACAGGACUUAGAUAUCAGGUGUUUGCAGUGUUUCUUAGUAAUUAGAGAAUUUAGCCUCCCUGCUAACAUACUGUCUCCUGCUGUAGCCGGUUUCCAUAGCUUCAUAAGACAGAGAACAUAUGGGACCACCACAUGAAGAAAAUCUGAAUAUAUGCAAAAAAUGGUAGGAAAUAAUUUCUAGCCCUUUCUGGAGCCACCAGAAGGUUUAAGAUUACUACAGGCUUACCAGAUGAAGAAAUUUAAGCUGCUGAUCCAAGAUGUGACACUGGUUAAUUGAGGGGUAACUGAAAUGUGGUAUAAUAGUGUUUAGAAGCAGGAAAACAUGAGCUAUUAAAAAAAAAAAUUAACCCAAACCAACAUGAUGGCACCCUUUAAUGUUACAGACUGAAAAGAAUAAAAGAAGAAAAAUAACAUAUUCUGAAUAGAAGAAUCAUAGGGCAUAAUGUGAACUUAACAGGGUUGGUUUUUUUUGUAAGAUUGGGUAAGGCCAGUGUGUCUUGUCUGGUGGGAGUCAACUGUAGUGCAAUCCAAACCAGAUUUGAGUAUUGAAGAAGCAUCUGUCAAGCUAUUUGGAAGUUACAUUUUGGCUUCUACAAUGUAGGCUGGAAAACAGUUGUCCUGAAAACGUUUAGGUACGUGUAUUCCCUCACAAGAGAAGUAAAAGAAGUCUCUUGACAAUAUUGAGUAACCACAACAGUCAGCAAAAAUAGUAGGAGAGACCUGCCUGCAGGAAAUAACUGUUAGUAAACUGAUCACAAGGGAACUUACAUACAAUGAAUAGAUCAGGAGGAUAAAUUAAAGGAUGUUUGCAACAGGAAUUCCCUAUAUUGGAAGGACGGAGUUUCAAAAGCUUAGUGAGUAAACUGGCCCAUAGAACUUGGGUAUAGAAAUGCUAAAUACAGUAUAAUGAACAGUAGAUGCGGGGUAAAAACACAAAUGCUAUCUGAAAGUCAUAUUCACUGCAAGAGAAAUCUAAGACCAUCCUAAAUAGAAAAGGAUCAAUAAUCAUCUCUAAAUAAAAUGAAGGGUUACUAAAGAAUAGAAAAGACAGUUCUAUUAAUAUCAAAUUAAGAUCAUUUUCUUAAAGAUUUGCAUCUCAGUUGAAUUUAGUCAAAUAUUUUCUUGCAGAUUCAUGGUGUAUCUCCUCUGUAGACUUCCUGAAAUUUAACAACGAAUGAACAUAAAGUUCAGCUUUUCUACCAGAGAGAAUAAAGCUUCUCUACCU
Molecule: messenger RNA, 3202 nt
Organism: Lonchura striata (white-rumped munia)
Lineage: Eukaryota; Metazoa; Chordata; Aves; Passeriformes; Estrildidae
Gene: FCF1
Product: FCF1 rRNA-processing protein
Cellular component (GO): small-subunit processome
Source: RefSeq, a predicted model, not a curated record